UCAUCGAAACUUCAUCAUCCUCUCCCCCUCCUUCCCUUAUCUUACAUGAGAUGCUUCUUAACCAGUUAAAAAGAAAAGGACAAAUGGCGGUUUCUCUCCCGAACUCAUUUCUCCAGAUCAACCAAUGUGCUCUUUCUCUCGUCAUCAAAAAGCCGGUUAAGGCGGCAUCGAUUGGCGCGAACCGAGGAAUUAAACCGGCGGGAAGCAACCCUUCGGUGGUUCGAGUGACGUGCAGGAAGAAGGAUUUGCACCCGGAGUUUCACGAGGACGCCAAGGUUUACUGCAACGGAGAGCUCGUGAUGACGACCGGAGGGACCAAGAAAGAGUACGUCGUUGAUGUUUGGUCCGGUAACCAUCCCUUUUACCUCGGGAACCGGUCGGCUUUGAUGGUCGACGCUGACCAAGUUGAGAAGUUCCGGAAGAGGUUCGCGGGGUUGUCGAAGAUUAUGGAGAUUCCGGUUCUGAAAGGAGAGAUCGUCUUGCCCACGAAGAAAAGCAAAGGUGCUGGCAAAGGGAAGAAGAAAUGAUGAGAGAGAGAGACUUUGUAAUGUUUGAAAUUGGAGUUUUCUGGUAAAAGUUUUUAAGUUUGUCUUUGCUUUGCUUGGGCUGUUUGAAUAGUUAUGUUAUGUUUCUUCUUGAAUGCAAAUGUUUAUGGAAAAGAAUUUGAAGCAUGGCAAUAUUGAUUCCUUAUUGUUACAA
Molecule: messenger RNA, 699 nt
Organism: Raphanus sativus (radish)
Lineage: Eukaryota; Viridiplantae; Streptophyta; Magnoliopsida; Brassicales; Brassicaceae
Product: 50S ribosomal protein L31, chloroplastic
Exons: 3
Coding region: 51-527 (158 amino acids)
Biological process (GO): translation
Cellular component (GO): ribosome
Molecular function (GO): structural constituent of ribosome
Source: RefSeq, a predicted model, not a curated record